AUGGAUCGCUUUGUCAUCAACGCCACGGUGGAUUCUUUCACGAGCAGCGACGACUUGCUUGCCUGGGCUAAGCAAUAUGGGCUGGAAAACGACGAAUACGUGAAUUUAAAACUCAUAGAGCUACUAUGUCAGGAAAUUAAACAAUCUGAAGAAGCCGCUGCGAUGGAGAUGGAACAAUCAGAAGAAGCCACUGCGUUGGAGACUCCCCCUGUCCCCGAGGUCGAAGACUUAUGGUCUCCCUUAACACCUGAGGAAUACGAGGAAUUGAUCAAACUGUGUGACGAACACUGGAAUCCAUCCUAUGACGAACUGGCAAGGAUUUGUAUUGACGACGGGGAAUGGCAACCAGAAGAAGAACCUAUGGUUACCUCUGAAGAAGCCGACGACGUUAAACAGGGAAAAGGUCUGCCAUGUUCGUUUUGUAAUGCCACGUUCAGAAGAAUGCCCGAUCUAUUGAAGCAUAGACUACAGUGUGCACAGAGACCAUCGUCGCCACCACUACCAUCUACAUCGUCAGAGCCGCCAUUGAAACGCCAGCGUACCAUCAAUCAAGUGGGAGGGAUCGGUCCUGUUGCUGCUGCUACCGCUCCAGUAACCACUGAAACACCAUCUACUCCCUACGCGUUUACAAAGAAAGGUACGAGGACGCACAAGAAAACAUCGGCAGUCGACACGACCUACGACAUAAAGUUUGACGAGCAGUGGAAAGGGAAAAAACUCAAAGAUUUACACCACGAUUUGUAUGGCAUGUUUGAAGACGUUCUCAAAGAAGCCACCAUCGAUCUACAAGACAGCGACCUUGGACGUGUGAUCGUCCAUCACGAUGCCCUGAAUUCACCGAUCGUCGUACCCCUACAACCGCUAUCCGAACUGAAUGCUGACGUCAUCUUGGGACACAUCGAGAAAGUACUCCAGAGCAACGAAGAUUUACCACUGGACACAUCUUUCAGCAUUCAAGUCGGUACCAUACAAAUCCCGAGAGGCGGAAGAUCAGCCACCAACCUAACUGUUCUGACAGGCCCAAACAACUCGGUGCACAUAAAGCAGUCAUUGGUGGAAAUCGUGAAUGACGACGAUUUGUGCAUGUCCCGUGCUAUCGGUGUUGCCUGGGCCAAACUGAACUGCAUCUCGAGCAAAGAUUGGCAAGACCUCGUGGGUGGUCCUUACCCCAAGACACCGCUCAUCGACUUGAUCAUACAUCACAAGAAAUGCCCUCAAUCAUUCUACAUUAAUCUGAGAAACAAAACUCGCCGAGAGCAGAAGACGUUGGCUCUGAAACUGUGUGCACUGGCAGGAGUACCCACCAAUCGUCCAUGCAGUUUGAAUGACAUUCCUGCCUUUGAACAAGUCUUGGGAUGCCAAAUCCUUGUGAUCAGUGCCGAACUGGGUAACAAAUUCCUGAGAGUGGGUGACCAGACGUCACAGGCACCCAGACUCUUUCUAUAUUUUGUGGAGCAGCCAACACCCCAUUUUCACGCCAUUGUGAAGAUCACUGGAUUUUUUUCGGCGUCCUACUUUUGUCAACAUUGUUUGAAACCAUACAACGACAAGACACAUCAUUCCUGUUCUUUGACCUGCAUCGUGUGUCAUAGCCAGAACUGUCCCGAAACCGAAGUCCAGAUGUCGUGUCGUCACUGUCACGUGACCUGUCGAUCGCCGGAAUGCUUUCAACGUCACAAGCAACAAAAGCAAGACAACAAAGGACGCACCAUCCCCUCCAAGUGUGAGAGUUUUUGGAAAUGUACCAUCUGCAAAAAGAUGCUCGACAGAAGCGAGAGGGAUCCUAAACUCCACACCUGCGGGGAAUGGAAAUGUCCUUGCUGUAACAACUAUGUGGACCAAGGUCAUCUUUGCUACCAGCCUCCAAAAGAAAUCAACGAGGUCCACACAAAAUUCAUUUUUUACGACUUCGAAUGCCGCCAGGAUGAAUUACUUCAAUGCCAGGAAGGUUACCUGCCUAGUGGAGUCUGCCUAACCUGUGCAGGAGACAACUGUAGUCAUCAGUCUCGGUGUCAACAUUGCCAGCAAUCGUGGUGUGGCAAACAACAACACGUGCCAAACUACCUGGUGGCACAGACGGCCUGUGAAGUGUGCAAACACGAACCAGUCACAGAAACAUCCAAAUGUCAUGCAUGCGGGUCAAGGUGUCCAUGCUGUAACAAACGAGACAAGAAGAAGAAUUACCUGAAGGAACCAUGUGAGCAGACCUGUGGAUUUCGACAAGUCAUCUUUCAGGGUGAUGGAGCCCACAUUCGGUUUUGCCAGUGGCUGUUCCAAGACGACCACAAAGAUGUCACGGCUAUCGCCCAUAAUAACAAGGCCUACGAUGCCUACUUUCUUCUGGAAUACAUGAUUGACCAGUCGAUGUAUCCACAAAAAAUCAUUUACAAUGGAUCAAAAAUCAUGUACCUGCAAGUGGAGAGAGGACUUAACAUCAGGAUUAUUGACAGCUUGAAUUUUCUCCCCAUGAAACUGGCUGCUUUUCCCAAGGCAUUUGGUUUGACGGAACUGAAGAAGGGAUACUUUCCCCAUUAUUUUAACACCCUAGGAAACCAGAAUUAUCGUGGACCGUUUCCCGAACCUAACAUGUAUGGUGCCAAUUACAUGGGAUCCAAGGAGAGAUCAACAUUUCUUAAGUGGUAUGCUGAACAACAGGGAAUGUUCGACUUUCAGAAAGAGAUGAGGGAAUACUGUGUCUCUGACGUCGCUGUUCUCAGAGAAGCCUGCUUAAAAUUUCAAGCUCUGAUGCUGGAAGCCACUGGUGAAAAACAGAUCGACCUCGAUACCAAAGCGGUCACCUACAUCAAUGGCAUCGAUCCGUUUGCCCAGUACAUCACCAUUGCCUCGGUAUGUAUGGGCAUCUUUCAGAGCAAAUUUCUCAAGAAACAUCAGCAUGUCAAACUUACAGACACCCAGGAAAUCACAGACUGGAUGACGGUCAAUGAGGAUGGAUCCAUCAAGGUGAAACCUGAUUUAUGGCUGACGGAAGAAGAGUUGAGAGAUCGUGGGAUGACCAUCGUCGAGUCUGAAACUGUACCCAGUCCUAUAGCUCAAGUGCCAAGUGAGGGGUACAUCCAAAAAGAUCAGUUCAGCAGAGUGUCCAUCCAGUGGUUGGAAUGGGUUCAACACCGAAAUCAGAACAAGUACCAGAUCCAGCAUGCACUCAAUGGAGGGGAACAUCAGGUACCAGGAACUCAUUACCGACUGGAUGGUUUCUGUGCUAAGACGAACACGGCCUUUGAGUUCCAUGGCUGCUUGUGGCACGGCUGUCGACACUGUUUCCCACACGAGCGUUCUAACACCAUCCAUCCUAGAACCAGUCAAUCCAUUGAAGAACUGUAUGCCCUAACCUGUAGAAAGAGAGAAGAACUGAAACUGAAAGGAUACAAAGUCAUCGAAAUCUGGGAACACGAGUUUAACCAUCUUCAGAAAUCCAACCCAGAGCUGAAGCAGUUUGUGAACUCUUUGGAUCUUCAAGACCGGUUAAAUCCCAGAGAUUCAUUCUUUGGAGGAAGAACGAAUGCCAGCACGUUACACUAUAAAGUCAAAGAAGGGGAAGAAGUCAAGUACGUGGAUUUCACAUCUCUGUAUCCGUGGGUCAACAAAUAUUGCCAGUAUCCCGUAGGACAUCCUGAAAUCAUACACAAGGAUUUCAAGCCACUGGAUCAAUACUUUGGAAUCGCCAAGGUGAAAGUUGCCCCUCCUAGAAAACUCUACCAUCCUGUUCUGCCUUACCAACCUGUUCGGAUCAGGAACUACAAACACCAUGCCAUCAUUCGGAUGAAGAGAGGAACAUCACUGGAACCUGGUGCAUACCAGAAAUUCUUAAAGCCAUGGAAAAGGGGUACCAAGUCAUCACAGUGUACGAGGUCUACCACUGGCCUGAAACAACCCAGUACAAAUCCAACGACACGUGACGGUGGUCUCUUUGCCGAGUACAUCAACACCUUUCUCAAGCUAAAACAAGAAGCCAGUGGAUGGCCCGAAUGGUGUUUGACAGAUGAAGAUAAAGACCAAUACAUCAGGCAAUACAGAGACAAAGAGGGCGUACAGCUGGAUAAAGAUAAAAUCACAAAGAAUCCGGGACUUCGUUCACUGGCCAAGCUGUGUCUGAACAGUUUCUGGGGGAAGUAUGGUCAACGUCUGAACAUGAAACAGUCUGCCUUCAUCCACGAAAGCAAUGCAGACGUUUUCUUCCAGAUGUUGGCAGAUCCCACCAAAGAAGUUAUCGAUUUCCACGUGUUGACAGAAACCAUUUUGCAGCUCGAAUACCAACACAAAUCCACCUUCAUCCCAGAAGAUUUAAAAACCAACGUUUUUCUGGCGACCUUUACCACUUCCUGGGCGAGAUUGAAGUUAUACAGUGUGUUGGAACAGCUGGACGAAAAUGUGUUGUACUACGACACGGACUCGGUCAUUUUCGUGGCAAGGCCUGGAGACUAUCAGCCCCCUCUGGGAGAUUAUCUUGGUGAAUUGACUGACGAAUUGGAUGGUCAGUUCAUCACCGAAUUUGUCAGUGGAGGUCCCAAAAAUUAUGGCUACAGAACCAAUAAAGGCUCAGAAGUGUGCAAGGUGCGAGGUUUUUCCUUAAACUAUGCCAAUGCACAGCUCAUCAACUUUGAAGCUAUCCGCGAGAUAGUUUUGUCACCCACCAGAGAUGCUACCCUGACCGUGACGAACCCAUCCAAAAUUUCAAGAGAAAAAAGGAAGAGAAAAAUUUACAACAAAGUGGAAGAGAAAAGGUACAAGAUAGUGUACACCAAGCGUGUCAUUCAAGACAAUUUGGACACUCUUCCUUAUGGCUAUUAA
This is a messenger RNA of Gigantopelta aegis, 4809 nucleotides long. RefSeq lists its product as uncharacterized. Bases 1 to 4809 code for a protein of 1602 amino acids. Lineage: Eukaryota; Metazoa; Mollusca; Gastropoda; Neomphalida; Peltospiridae. The record is from RefSeq and is a predicted model, not a curated record. Gene Ontology annotation, biological process: DNA replication. Gene Ontology annotation, molecular function: DNA binding; DNA-directed DNA polymerase activity; nucleotide binding. The transcript is spliced from 2 exons.